Messenger RNA from Cariama cristata (Red-legged seriema), 1517 nucleotides. Its product is annotated as LON peptidase N-terminal domain and RING finger protein 1-like. The record is from RefSeq and is a predicted model, not a curated record. The annotation marks the transcript as partial. NCBI's taxonomy places the organism in Eukaryota, Metazoa, Chordata, Aves, Cariamiformes, Cariamidae. The transcript has 12 exons. Gene Ontology annotation, molecular function: protein binding.
CCCCGGACGCCAGCUCCCUGCGGCUGUGCCGGGCAGAGGCGUUCGCGGCGCUGGGGCAGCACCCACGGGCGCUGGAGGACCUGGAUGCUGUGUGCAGGGCUGAGCCUGGAGAGCAUGAGGGCUUCUUCAGGAAAGGGAAGGUGCUUCUGGAGAUGGGACAGAGAGCCGAAGCCCUGCUGGCGUGGGAACACUGCCUGACACUCAGUCCUCAUUUCCACCCUGCUCGGAAAGAGAUGGAGAAGAUCCUCAUGCGAGAGGAUGCUCCUCAGCCGUGCAUGGCUGCUGCACGCCUGGGUGAUGCUCACCAGGGCUCUGCUGGUCCCCAGGUCGAUGGAGGGAGCCCUGCACUCCCACUGUCUUCUGCAGAAGCUCAGGAUGAAUUUGGCAGGUUUGAAGAGAGCGGAAAAUUGGAGAAAAUGGGCUCAGAUACACCCAAAUACCAUGUGGUACAUCUAGAGAGAAUGCAAGAUGCUGAUAUACAGCAACACACCAGAAAGCCUGCUGAUGUCAUCGGGCUUGGCAACGAAGAGGAAACAGCAGCAGCAAAGUGUACCCAACUGUGCCUCGGGGAGCUGCUGAGCGUGUCUGACUUGGAGUGCUCCCUCUGCAUACGGAUGUUCUUUGAGCCGGUGACAACGCCGUGUGGGCACACCUUCUGCAAGGAGUGCCUCGAACGCUGCCUGGACCACCGGCCCAACUGCCCUCUCUGCAAACAGAGCCUGAGAGAGUACCUGAAGGCUGGAAGCUACAGCCCCACCACGCUGCUGCAGGACAUCAUGCUGGCCAGCUUCCCUGCACAGCUGGCCGAGCGGCGGGAGCUGCACCGGGCUGAGAUGGCAGAGCUCUCCAACCUGACCAAGAACAUCCCCAUCUUCGUAUGCACAAUGUCCUUCCCAGGCAUCGCCUGCCCUCUGCACAUCUUUGAGCCUCGCUACCGCCUCAUGAUCCGGCGCUGCCAGGAGACCGGCACGAGGAGGUUUGGCAUGUGUAUAUAUGAGAAUGGGAAAAGUUUUGCUGACUACGGCUGCAUGCUGGAGAUCCGGCAGAUCGAGCUGCUGGCAGAUGGGAGGUCCUUGGUGGACACCAUCGGCCGGCGGCGGUUCCGGGUGCUGAGCCGCGGCCACAGGGACGGCUACAACACCGCCGACAUCGAGUACCUGGAGGACAAGAAGGUGACUGGGGAGGAGCUGGAGGAGCUGCAGUGCCUGCACGAAAGCACCUACCGCUUGGCUCAGCGGUUCUGUGAGCACAGGGACCUUACCUCCAGGCACAUUUUCAUGCAGCAUGGACCGCUGCCGGAGAAGGAAGAGGACAUCCAGGCUUCGGCAGAUGGCCCGACGUGGUGCUGGUGGCUCAUCUCCAUCCUCCCACUUGACCCGUACUACCAGCUGAACCUCUUCUCCACCACCUCCCUGCGUGCCCGCCUUACCCAGCUGCAGCGCAUCCUCACCGCCCUGCUGCAGCAGCCCCCCGCCGGGCACCCACUGCCCCAGCACAGCUCCCGGGGUCGUGUCUGA